Messenger RNA from Gadus macrocephalus (Pacific cod), 1140 nucleotides. RefSeq names its product low choriolytic enzyme. The transcript has 10 exons. The coding region runs from base 63 to 1037 and encodes 324 amino acids. NCBI's taxonomy places the organism in Eukaryota, Metazoa, Chordata, Actinopteri, Gadiformes, Gadidae. Gene Ontology annotation, molecular function: zinc ion binding; metalloendopeptidase activity. The record is from RefSeq and is a predicted model, not a curated record. Gene Ontology annotation, biological process: proteolysis.
UAAUCACACUGGUAGGAAAUUAGAGCACAUUGGUCCAGAAGAGGUUGGUUAUCUGGGGUGACAUGAAGGCAUCGAGAAUACUUCGAGAAUUUUGUGUAAUGUGUUUGUCACGCCUAAUUUCUCUGUUGUGUCUGUCAAUGUGUAUUGGACAUGUGCAAUGUAGUCCUGUGACAAAUCAUGGAAAUGAAGUCUUUGGAGAUUUGUAUGCCGAUGCCAUAAACUAUGCCCGAGAUAAUCCAGAAACAUUAGAAGCGAUACUUGCCUUUGACAAGGCCAUCGUUGAGGGAGACAUAAUUAUGCCAUCAAACAGGAACGCCGUUGAUGCCGUCUGGCCAGCCGUCAACGGAAAGGUCUCUGUGGCGUUUGUGAUCCACCCCGAUUUAGUUUACAACUGUGUUUGCCCAGUCGAUAUGACUGACAGCAUGCUGAAGGCGAUGGAGAUAUUGUCUGAAAACGCCUGUGUGUCCUUUCACAAACGAAGCACAGAACCAGACUAUAUACAUUUCUACCCAAGCAAGGGUUGUGCAUCCUAUGUGGGGUACCAAGGCGGAGAGCAAAAGUUAUACGUUGGGCCAAUGUGCAACGUUGGAAAUAUAGCACAUGAGAUACUGCAUGCUCUGGGGUUCCAUCACGAACAUACGCGGCUGGACCGCAACGAACAUAUCGAGGUCAUUGAAAACAACAUUCAGAAAGGAAAGCGCAGUAACUUCAAAAUGAAAGAUGGAAAAACUUUUGGAAUUCCUUACGAUACUUCUUCGAUUAUGCACUACGGACGACAGUACUUCUCUAAAAAUGGAUUGCCCACCAUCAAGCUGUUGAAGCAUAGCAGCGAUAUGGGACAAAGGACUCACCUGACUCCACAUGAUAUGAAAAGAAUCAGAGUCCUCUACCAAUGUGCUGGAACGGGAGAAAUGGAUGACAAGCUGUCGAAGGAAAAGGAAGACACAUUUCUCAAAAUGUUUGAUCGACUAAAGAAAUUGUAUUUGGACGUACCAGGAGUCUCUGCCGAUUUCAAUACCUACCAACCAGUUGGAUGAUGGGUUGGAUAUCAGUCGUUUUUUAUUUGUAGCCUACACGAUGGCUUCACUUUUUUUUGGUAUUGGCUAAAAUUGUAACUCUCCUAAAUGAUAAAAAGCGUUU